AUGAUCAUCCCGGGCUCCACAUUAUACGUCACUGCGCUGUGGUUGAUCAAGUCUAGCAUGGUGAUCUUCUACAAGCGCCUCGCAGAUCGCACCCGGUACCAGAUGGUGUAUAACAUCACACUUGGUUUCCUGGCUGCAACCUGGCUAGUGCUGUUUUUCGAUAUCGUCUUCAAGUGCUAUCCGCCCAAGCGGCAGUGGGAGGGGCUUACAAACCCUGAGUUGGUAUGCCCUCAAGGACCAUCCACAGUCAACUACUGGCUCACGAUUCUCUUCAAUAUCUUCAGUGAUGUCUUCAUCAUCUGCCUCCCCAUUGCGCAAGUUGCGCGACUUAAGAUGCCCAGGAAACAAAAGUGGGGUGUCAUAUCUGUCUUCCUCCUUGGUAUUCUUGUAGUCAUCACUAGCAUUAUCCGAGCGGUCUACUCCCACCGCAACGAACAAAUGAUCACCUGCACCGUCUCCAUGGUCGAAACCGCCAUCGCCAUCAUCGCUUCUUGUCUCCCCGUUCUCCGCACCAUGGUCUUCGGCUCUCACUCUCGCACUGGAACCUAUAGCGGCCGUCGCGGCUACGAGCUCUCGCACUCUGGCGUGCAUACCGGCGCCCAGGCCAGCAAGCAACACACCACCGUUUCCACCUCACAAAGUCAUGUUGAUCGCGGCGAUGAUAUUUCUUUUCAUGACUCCGACGACGGAUUAGUGAAGGACACGGCGCCGGCUUCCGGGCCGGGGAUUGCUGUUAGGACUGAGUAUUUCGUGCGUGAGGAUCGUGUAUAA
Molecule: messenger RNA, 771 nt
Organism: Penicillium expansum
Lineage: Eukaryota; Fungi; Ascomycota; Eurotiomycetes; Eurotiales; Aspergillaceae
Exons: 5
Coding region: 1-771 (256 amino acids)
Source: RefSeq, a predicted model, not a curated record